GCACAUGCAAGUCUCCAUGCUCCUAUAUUAUGCCCAAAGAGAGGGACUAAACCCCACCAUGCAUUCACUGUGACCUAAUAAACCCCCCCAAAACAAGCACAACACACAUCAAACCACACGUCUCUCAUACCUAAUAUACCUCUGUUUUGCUCUAUGGAUCACCAUAACAUUGACAUUUCCGUCCCACCUCCUCAUAUUCAUCCAAACUACUCUAUGGGAGGAGAAGCCGGAGAUGACCCGAAUUUCGAAAAAGACUUGGAGGAGCUCAGAGAGACCUUUAACUCCGGAAAGACCAGAGAUGCAUCUUGGAGGAGGUCUCAGCUCAAAGCAAUGCAGCUUCUCCUUAAGGAGACGGAAGACGAAAUCUUCCACGCUCUUAAACAAGAUUUGGGGAAGCCUCGGUGUGAAGCUUAUAGAGAUGAGAUUGGAACUGUAACAAAGUCUGUACAAUAUGCACUGGGCAAUUUAAAAUAUUGGAUGUCCGCGAAGAAGGUUAAUUUGCCUUUAAUUGCAUUCCCUGCAACCGCAGAGUUGAUUCCUGAACCGCUUGGUCUUGUCUACAUAAUUUCCUCAUGGAACUUUCCCUUUGGGCUAUCUCUGGAACCGAUAAUCGGGGCAAUAGCUGCUGGAAAUGUUGUGGUUCUGAAACCAUCAGAGUUGGCUCCUACAUGUUCAGCAGUUCUGGCUAGUGUGAUCGACAAGUACCUUGACAAUAAAGCUAUCAAAGUCUUUCAAGGUGGUGUUUCUGUUGGCCAACAACUUCUUCAACAUAAAUGGGACAAGAUUUUCUUCACAGGUAGUGCUCAAGUGGGGCGACUGGUUAUGGCGGCAGCUGCUAAUCAUCUUACACCUGUCACCUUAGAAUUAGGUGGUAAGUGCCCUGCAGUUGUGGAUUCCAUCUCUGGUUCUUGGGACAGAGAGUCUACAUUUAAGCGGAUUCUUGGCGGGAAAUUUGCAUCAUGUGCUGGUCAAGUCUGCAUAGGAGUUGAUUACAUUCUUGUGGAAAAGAGAUACUUAUCCACCUUGGUGUCAAGGCUCCAGAUAUGGAUCAGGAAAAUGUUUGGGGAUAAUCCGAAAGAAUGUCUAGCACGGAUAAUAAACAAACAUCAUUUCAUAAGAUUGAAGAAUCUGCUGAGUGAUCCUCUUGUAAAAGCUUCUAUCCGACAUGGUGGUUCUUUAGACGAAGCUAAUUUAUUCAUUGAGCCGACGAUACUGGUAGAUCCCCCACUCCAUUCUGCUAUCAUGACAGAGGAGAUAUUUGGUCCAUUGCUUCCUAUCAUCACAUUGGAUAAGAUUGAAGACAGUGUUAAGUUUAUCAAUUCGCGGCCUAAACCACUUACAAUCUACGCUUUCACAAACAAUGAGAAGCUGAAGAAGAUGCUGAUAGCAGGGACAUCAUCCGGAGGCAUAACAUUCAACGACACAUUAGUUCAACAUGCCGCGGACACCAUCCCAUUUGGAGGCGUGGGAGGAAGCGGAUUUGGAAGGUACCAUGGAAAAUUCUCUUUCGAUACCUUCAGCCAUGAGAAAGCCAUUUUGAGGAGAGGCUUUCUCACAGACUUCUGGUUCAGGUUUCCGCCAUGGGACGAUAAAAAGCUGCAGCUCUUUAGAGAUGCUUACAGAUAUGACUACAUUGGUAUAGCUCUCACUUUCUUGGGCUUGAAGAAAUAGUGAUUCCUUCCGCGUUGCCUGUAUUUACUUUGAGUUGAUCAAAGCUAAGCUAAUGAAAUAUCGGAUUUGUGUUAAACAAGACCCUGUAUUGACUAUGAAUUACCAUUACAAUGUUAAAUGCCAAUUAAUUUUAAUGCAGGUAUAAGAUUUUUUGUAUUUAA
Molecule: messenger RNA, 1832 nt
Organism: Daucus carota subsp. sativus
Lineage: Eukaryota; Viridiplantae; Streptophyta; Magnoliopsida; Apiales; Apiaceae
Product: aldehyde dehydrogenase family 3 member F1
Exons: 10
Coding region: 154-1671 (505 amino acids)
Biological process (GO): aldehyde metabolic process
Cellular component (GO): cytoplasm
Molecular function (GO): aldehyde dehydrogenase (NAD+) activity
Source: RefSeq, a predicted model, not a curated record